Spinacia oleracea (spinach) is the source of this 1373-nucleotide messenger RNA. RefSeq lists its product as uncharacterized. NCBI's taxonomy places the organism in Eukaryota, Viridiplantae, Streptophyta, Magnoliopsida, Caryophyllales, Amaranthaceae. The record is from RefSeq and is a predicted model, not a curated record. Bases 272 to 1228 code for a protein of 318 amino acids. The transcript has a single exon.
UGCAUUUUGAGUAAAUGUUUUUUCUAACCUCCUCCUCCUCCUCCUCCUCCACCUUAAUUACUUAGCUUCCACCUAUCUCCCAUCCGUAAGAGAUAAUAUUGAAUAUCAUUUGUGUUAAAAAAUAGGGAGAUAGCAGAGAGAUACGUAUGUGAAAUAGUGAGAUUGUUUGGUAAUUAUAUAUCGUCUUCACAAAGUUUGAUUGCAUUGUAGUACGUAGGUUGAUGUUGAAUAUAUAUCGAUAUCGAUGUAUGGAUGUUAGAUAAUCCUAAAAAUGACAACAGCUAUACGAGCUCGAUCGCUUAGGGGACCGCCAGAGAGAAUAACGGAGGAGCCAAUAACCCUAAAGAGUUCCCUAUGCACGGUAACAAGUGUAUUUCUAACAAACAUAGCAGGGUAUUGGAGAAAUGUUAGUGUAUUGUGGUGUAAGAAUCUAAUGAAUAUAUCAUUUAGCAUAAUAAUAGAUGGAUUUGAAGGUGAAAUGGAAAGGCAAAGUACAUGUAAGGUAGAGCUGAAACCGUGGCAUUUCUGGAGCAAGAAAGGUUAUAAAUCAUUUGAGAUGGAUCAGAAUAAAUUAGCAGAGGAAGCAGGACACCAAUUGGACGUGUAUUGGGAUCUUAGAUCUGCAAAGUUUGCAGGGAGUAGCCCAGAGCCAUGUUCAGAUUAUUAUGUAGCCCUAGUAUCUGAUGAAGAAGUUGUACUAUUACUAGGUGACUUUAAGAAAAAGGCAUAUAAACGUACAAAGAAGAGACCAGCCCUAGUAGAUGCAAUACAAUCCUUAAAGAAGGAGACUGUGUAUGCUAAGAAGAGUUUUUCUACAAGGGCUCGUCUCACAGAAAACAAAUGGGAACAUGACGUGGUUGUGGAAAGUUCAACAACUGGAUCUAAAGAUCCAGAAAUGUGGAUUAGUAUUGAUGGGAUUGUACUAAUCCAUAUCAAGAAUUUACAAUGGAAGUUUCGAGGGAAUGAAACUGUCGUUGUUAACAAAACACCGGUACAAGUAUUGUGGGAUGUACAUGCAUGGCUGUUUUGUAGUCCAGGAACAGGGUAUGGAUUAUUCAUAUUCAAGCCAGGAACACCCGAAGUUGACACUGAUAAGGAGGGAAGCAAAUCCAGCAAUAGGAGCGGAGCUAGUGACAAUAGUUGUGCUAGUAUGUUUUAUUCUACACAAACUACUCAAACCAAAAUUGUUGAUUUUUGCCUUUUAUUACAAGCUUGGAAAACUGACUAAACUUGUACUUGUUUUUACUUUUAUUACCAUUUCUUAUCUAUUUGUAUCUUUUAGUUUUAUUACUUUAUCUAUUCUUAUGUCUUUCUUUAUACUCCCUCCAUCCCAUAAUACAAAUACAUGCACCGAUUUCACUUUUUGCACUAUU